Eremomyces bilateralis CBS 781.70 is the source of this 1211-nucleotide messenger RNA. RefSeq lists its product as uncharacterized. The coding region runs from base 141 to 1175 and encodes 344 amino acids. The record is from RefSeq and is a predicted model, not a curated record. The transcript has 3 exons. Lineage: Eukaryota; Fungi; Ascomycota; Dothideomycetes; Eremomycetales; Eremomycetaceae.
CUUUCCUUGAGAAUUCCUUAAGAUAACGCCCGACUUUCCAUAGCUUCCCAAAAGUUUGCUUCCUCACGAUCAGUCGAUCACAUGAGGAACCAUGGCGGAUCCUCGCCCCAAAAUGGUUAUUCUGUGACAUUUACUUGAAAAUGGUUCGAAAGCUGCCUUGGUCGGGUGGUUCGGAGGUAUCACGACGGAAGACCGCCUCAGCCAGGACGUCGUUUAAUGCAUCCAAGUCGCGAAGCGAUGGCGCUUCUCCCAGCGCUUCCGCCGAAUAUACUGAUGAGUAUCACCGUUCAAAAGAUGCACGUCGGCAAAUGUCGUCCUCGCCGAUACCAGCACCGCCAGAGGAAGAGUUCAUGAUUGAAGGCCUUGAUGGUGACGAUGCUUGGAUAAUGGUCGAGGACGAGUUUCUGAGCACCGCGCAACUAUUCACGCGGCACCUCCACCACGCAGAGUACAAACGACUCAAAACACGCGUCAGCAGCCAGAGUUCCUCGGUUAUACAAUCCAUUACACGUCAUAUAGUACCAGGCUCAACAUUAGGAGGCGAAUCGAGAAAACGAAACGACGCGUUUGCUCCGAAAGACCGGCAGCAAGAGGCGUUCGGCCGCAUGGAUGACGAGGGCGACAGUGAGAGCGAGGAGCUGUGGCUACGGGACUCGAACUUGGCAGGGCUGAUGUCCGGGCCAAAAGAGUCUUCACAGGAGCUCGCGGCGCUGGCGGGAUUCAGGUCGAGAAGCCGGGCCUCUGCUAGAGUGCCUCUUGACUUCUCAAUGGGAUUAUCGACCAAGAGACGGAGAGACGACAAAGAUGAUAUCGUACAACUACGAAGCUCGCAUCCAACUGUCCAGCCGGAGUCAUCGACAGCAACGAAAGAGCUCCGUCGAGAAGAUUUAUCACGGCGGGAAUACAGAGAUCUACGAAGACCGCCACCAGUGAGCACAGGCGGCCACAAUUACACCAUACCGGAACGCUCCGAGGCCAAAUACUCAUCGAGGGCAGAGUCUUCGCACCCCAAGUAUGCUGGGUCCGGCAUUGAACCUCACAUCAAGCAGGAGGAAGGCUCACUUACGGCACCAGAGCGAUUCGCGAAGCGAAGGGCGGGAAUGGCGAGGAAGGAGAAGGAGAAAAUGGUACCGAAGACUGGACGUGGGGAUGAGAUGCCGACUUUCAUGUUUUAGAUAUAACGAAGGACACCAAGCUCUGACAUAGAUACC